Messenger RNA from Populus euphratica (Euphrates poplar), 3064 nucleotides. Its product is annotated as cell division cycle 5-like protein. NCBI's taxonomy places the organism in Eukaryota, Viridiplantae, Streptophyta, Magnoliopsida, Malpighiales, Salicaceae. The coding region runs from base 1 to 2646 and encodes 881 amino acids. The record is from RefSeq and is a predicted model, not a curated record. The transcript has 4 exons. Gene Ontology annotation, cellular component: Prp19 complex; spliceosomal complex. Gene Ontology annotation, biological process: mRNA splicing, via spliceosome.
AUGAGGAUCAUGAUAAAGGGUGGAGUGUGGAAGAACACGGAGGAUGAAAUACUAAAAGCGGCGGUUAUGAAAUAUGGAAAGAAUCAGUGGGCUCGUAUUUCUUCUCUUCUUGUUCGUAAAUCUGCUAAGCAAUGUAUGUAUUUGUCCUACCUGAAGGCUGCUGGUAUUGAUAAUAGGCAUCGAAAGAGGAAGAGAAAGGGUAUAGACUAUAAUUCUGAAAUCCCCUUUGAGAAAAGACCUCCUCCUGGAUUUUACGACGUUGCUGAUGAAGAUAGACCUGCAGAACAACCUAAGUUCCCAACCACCAUUGAAGAACUUGAGGGGAAAAAAAGGAUGGACAUCGAGGCACAGUUAAGAAAGCAAGACAUGGCAAAGAAUAGAAUUGCUGAAAGGCAAGAUGCCCCAUCAGCUAUUCUACAAGCAAACAAGCUGAAUGAUCCAGAAACGGUUAGGAAGAGGUCAAAAUUGAUGCUUCCUGCACCACAGAUUUCAGAUCAUGAAUUGGAGGACAUUGCGAAGAUGGGGUAUGCUAGUGAUCUUCUUGCAGGAAGUGAGGAACUCACAGAUGGGAGUGGGGCAACACGUGCCCUUUUAGCAAACUAUGCCCAAACACCACGCCAAGGAAUGACACCGCUACGAACCCCUCAAAGAACUCCUGCUGGCAAGGGUGAUGCUAUAAUGAUGGAAGCUGAAAACCUAGCACGGUUGAGGGAGUCGCAAACACCAUUGCUAGGGGGAGAGAAUCCAGAGUUGCAUCCUUCAGAUUUUUCUGGUGUUACUCCUAAGAAACGGGAGAUUCAAACACCAAACCCAAUGCUGACUCCUUCUGCAACUCCUGGCGGUGUUGCUCUUACGCCCAGAAUUGGUAUGACACCGUCAAGGGAUUCUUUUGGGAUGACCCCAAAAGGAACUCCCAUCAGGGAUGAACUCCAUAUAAAUGAAGAUAUAGAUAUGCAUGACAGUGCAAAACUUGAGCAACGAAGACAGGCUGAUCUGAGAAGGAAUUUGAUUUCUGGUCUUGGUAAUCUUCCACAGCCGAAGAAUGAAUACCAGAUAGUCAUUCAACCGCCUCCUGAGGAAAAUGAAGAACCAGAAGAGAAGAUUGAAGAGGAUAUGUCUGAUAGAAUAGCCAGGGCAAAAGCUGAGGAAGAAGCUCGGCAGCAGGCAUUACUUCGGAAGAGAUCAAAAGUACUGCAGAGGGAACUCCCUCGGCCUCCUGCUGCUUCUUUGGAAUUAAUUAGAGAUUCUUUGCUGAGAGCUGAUGGGGAUAAGAGUUCCUUUGUUCCUCCUACAUCAAUUGAACAGGCUGAUGAAAUGAUAAGGAAGGAGCUUCUAGCCUUACUAGAACAUGAUAAUGCAAAGUAUCCACUUGAAGAGAAGCCAAGCAAGGAGAAAAAGAAAGGCUCCAAGCACCCUUCAAACAGAUCUGCUGCUUCUAUCCCUGUGAUAGAGGACUUUGAAGAAGAUGAGCUGAAACAAGCUGAUAAUUUGAUAAAAGUGGAAGCUCAGUACAUACGUGUAGCUAUGGGCCAUGAAGAUGAAUCCCUUGAUGAAUUUGUUGAAGCACACAAAACAUGUAUAAAUGACCUCAUGUACUUCCCCACUCGCAAUGCGUAUGGUCUCUCCAGUGUUGCUGGAAAUAUGGAGAAACUCACAGCAUUGCAGAAUGAAUUUGAGAAUGUGAAAACAAGGUUAGAGGCUGAAAGGGAGAAGGCAUUACGGCUUGAGAAGAAGGUUAAUGUUCUCACACAAGGUUAUCAGAUGCGGGCAGAAAGGCAGCUUUUGCCACCUAUUGAGUUGACCUUAAAGCAGAUGGACACCUCUGGAACAGAACUAGAGUGUUUCCAAGCCUUGCAGAGGCAAGAGCAAUUAGCAGCAUCGCACAGGAUCAAUGGUCUUUGGGAGGAAGUGCAGAAGCAAAAGGAGCUAGAGCAAACUAUGCAAAGGAGAUAUGGGGAUCUUGUGGCUGAGCUGGAAAGGAUACAACAGCUCAUCAUUAAUUACAGAGCACUAGCAAUACAACAAGAAGAAAUUGCUGCAAAGAAUCGAGCACUUGAGUUGGCAGAAGCUGCAACAAAGCAAGCUGCCAUACUGAAUUCUGAACCUUUUGAACCCGUGACGCCAGAUGAACAUGGAAAUUCUAUGCCAGUUGGUUCAUCUGACAAGAAAGUUUUAGAGCAGCAAAUGGAUGUUGAUUCAGAGAAGGUGCACAGUCCACUGGCCAUGGAUAAAAGCUUAACCAAUAAUGUGCCUUCUGAUGAGGGGCAGAUGAGACUUGUACAAGGUAAUGGCCAUGAAGCUUCUGGUGCUAAUCCCUCAAGUCUGGAUGGAAAUAACCAAAAUGGAGUUCCAGUUCUGACAGAGAACUCAAUAAACAGAGGAGAUAUUAUAUCUACUGUUGAUGUUGAAGUGGAGAUUAAGGUGAAUGAUGCUUCUGUUGAUGGGGAUGCUGGUGAUGUUAUUAUGAGCACAGAAAUUAUGGAUGGCUUAGCUUCUGUUGAAGGAGAGAGUAUCCUAGAAAGAGCUGAUGACUUUGACAAAGCUGAUAUGAUGGAGGUUUCUAGUGACGGGGAUGAUAAAGUAAAUCAAAAGAAGGAUGAGGGAAAAUUGCCUGUCAUUGAUGUGGAUCUUACUAACUCUGAAUAGGGGAAUUCAGAAUUGGAUGGGGAAAGUGUCCCAAUUGUUCAACAAGGGAUAGAAACUGCUGAAGAAACCAUGAAAAUAUUCCCUCUAUUCUUGGAUAAUUUCUGUGAACAAAAUGAAGCACGGCUCCAAGGUUAAUCUCAUAUGUACCUGGCUGAUAAUGAUAUGGUUGUUGCUGUAGUGAUUAAUCAGAUUUUUUCGGCAGUUUUCCUUUUCCUCUCAUGUUCCUACCAGAACUGGACAUGGAUGCCCAUCAUUUUGUUCUGUUAUGCCCAAAAGAAACCAGGUAAAGUACUAAUCUGGUUGCAUGUACUGUUCGGUGUAACUGUUGUUAGGUCGGGGAAUCUUUAUAUUUAUGAAGGAAAAAUGUUGUAUUCACUUCUCCUCUGUUGAGUAUUCAAUUAAUGAAUGGAAAAUUUUG